This is a messenger RNA of Epinephelus lanceolatus (giant grouper), 6317 nucleotides long. It is a transcript of the gene cdk12, whose product is annotated as cyclin dependent kinase 12. The record is from RefSeq and is a predicted model, not a curated record. Gene Ontology annotation, cellular component: nucleus; cyclin/CDK positive transcription elongation factor complex. Lineage: Eukaryota; Metazoa; Chordata; Actinopteri; Perciformes; Serranidae. Gene Ontology annotation, molecular function: ATP binding; RNA polymerase II CTD heptapeptide repeat kinase activity; cyclin binding. Gene Ontology annotation, biological process: positive regulation of transcription elongation by RNA polymerase II; protein phosphorylation.
GUGCUGCUGGCGCGCGACCACGACUACAGUAGGAGGGCUGUGUGCUGUGAUAGGCCGUUGCUAAGAUACGUACAAGAUUGACAGCGUUCCGGUUUCCGGUUCAUUCCGCUGUGCGCAGAAGUUGCUAGUCACAGGAGCCACAAUGGCGUUUGUAGUCUCCUUCUACUAGGGCUGUGGAUGAUAUUAAAUCCACUAGCAUCGCCCUAAAUAUAGGCCUGGUUGACUCCCAGAGCCAUUGAUAAUAAACUGGAACAUCUACUGCACACGAAAAUACUAUGAUUUCUAAUCAAUAUUGAAUUCAUAGGGGAUAAAACUUACAUUAAAGGGAACAUGUAAACAGUAACGUACCAACCGGGUCAAGUUUUCAUUUUGUUCGAGAAACGAGCGUCUUUUUAAUGAAAGCAUUAGCUUGUUUCUGAAUGCUAAGACCGUAAAUCUGUGGAAUAAAAACACCUUUACUUAACUUGGCACCGGACAAGGACACCUUUCACAAAGGGACUUUUUCUUUUUUACGAGACAGCUCGCUAGCCGCCGAGCAUUAGCUAGCGGUGCUAGCUAAAUUGAGACGGAGACGACACCACAAUGCUCCGAUGUUUCGUUGGGAUCUUUUUCAUUCACUGACUUAUUCAAAGUACAAACUUCACAGCACUGGAAAACCACCGUGGCAUUUUUCUGCUUUGACGAACUAUGCUGGCGAUCUCAGUGGAAUGAAUUGGCGCUGAGGAGGACUGGACGUGAGCGGCCUAGUGUGUUUAUUUUGUGUAUUUUCCUGCCCUGUUUUUGCUUGGUAACACUUUUGUUCUGGCAUUUGGAGUAGUUGCUGUUCUCCUGUGAAUGAAUUGCCUGGACCACCGAAGCCCAGUCGCAGGAGAGGUAACGUUACCGACGCCGGCGUGAGGGAUGCCUGGGUCGGACCGACACCAUGGGACCAAGAGGAAGCCGGAAUCUAGCAACAGCGGUGUGCCACACCAGACCCAGGCCUCGACCCAUACCUCUGCGGGAGACAAGGCGAGCAAAGACGGUAGGGUGCAGUUAAAGUCUCCAAUGUCCUCUUCCUCUUCAAAACGCAAACGGCAUAAAUCAACCAAACAUAAUCGGGAGUCCUCGGCGGCACCGGGACCCGAAGAUUUUACCCUCGGAGAUACGGCGCCACCUGGUGUCAACACGGUGAAGCCUCUGGUGGAGUACGAUGAUAUCAGCUCGGACUCGGACACUUUCUCGGACCCACCGUCCUCGAGGCCUUCAGAGAGGGGGGGCGCGGACCGACUGGAGCCCUCACCUGACUACGAUAGGGACGAUAUCGACAGAGAAGCCGAGAGAGAGGACAGGGGCAACAGACACCCCCGGAAAAAGUCCAAGGACCCUAAUAAAGUUAGAGACUCUGGGAAUGGUGAGCGUGGUUACAGAAAAAAGAGCAGCAAAGACCGCGAGAAAGGCACCUCUGGGAAAAGCAAGGAGAAGGUGUCCUCCUCGGGCCCCUCAUCCAAACGCCAGCAGACGGAGGGUGACUCUAAACGUGGGGAGCUGAUGCUCUCCACCCCGGUACAGCCUGCAGCCAGUGUAGGUAGCACCACUUCCUCCACAUCCUCGUCUCGCAGUAAGGAGAGCAGCCGCUCAGGGAAGUCUCGGAAAGACAAGCAGCAGCGCAAAGAGGGCCGAGGGGAGGGCAGCCGCAGCUCCUCCCAGAGGAACCGAGCAGACAGGAGCCACCGUAAGUCCUCCAAGGGCCACAAAUCGAGCCCUAAGGGCAAGUCCUCGAGAGGGGGCAGCCCUCGCAGGAAGGGCACCAGCUCUGCUCUUUCACCCAGUCCUAGAAGAGGGGCCGGCAGUGAGAGUCCGCAGGGCAGUGGCUAUGGCCAGCAGGGGGAUGACGGCUACUCCAAGCGGAGGAUGGCCCAGCAGAGUCCCAGUCCAUACGGGGACAUGUCCCGCCGCAGCAGGCAGAGAUCAGAGAGCCCAUAUGGCAGCAGGCACAGGUCCUCCAGCUACGAGAGGGACAGCAGCCCCUACUCAAGGAGACGCUCCAUCAGUCCCUAUGGUACCCGCAGGUCCUCCAGCACCAGCCCCAUGUCUCGACGCUCUGGCCGCUCCAGGAGUCGCUCCCCUCUGCACUACUCAACUUCUCGUCGCUCCUCCUCUCGUUCCCGAAGCAAGAGGCACACUUCCUCUGUUGCAGCGGGGGCCAGCUCCCACAGCAGCCGGCCAACUAGCCGCUCCCCUCCUUCCACCCGCCUGCCGCUUAACUCAAGCCUGGGAGCAGAACUGAGCCGCAGGAAGAAGGAACGGCAGGCUGCUGAGGCAGCUGCUCGUGCUAGUAGCGGUGGUGGUGGUGGUGGUGUUUCUUCUUCCCCUCCUCCAUCAACACGUAAAUCCGCAGGCCCCUCCUCCUCCUCCUCCUCCUCCUCCUCCUCCUCACGGCCCACUAAAGCCGCGGCUCCCCAGCCAGAAAAAGACUUGGCAACAGCAGAACCUCUGCCCCCACCACCACCUGCACCCUUACCCCAGGACGCUCCUAGUGGAGAAGAUCAGGUUACUGCACCUCCACCUUCCUCUUCCACCUCCUCUCCUGCCCCUCCUCAGCCCUCUCCUCCUAUGCCACCUGCUCCAGCCACCCAGGUUCCACCACCUCCACCUCAGGCAGAAAUGAUUAUUCAGCCUCCUACACCACCCACCACAUCCCAGGCCAAAUCGCCAGCGCCGGCUUCUAUACGCAGCCCUGCACGCCAGAUCCCGUUCCACAAGACGUCGACUCUGCCUCUCCUGCCUUUACCACCUGCACUGCUGGGAAACACUCAGGACAGUCCAAAGAAGUCCACCCCUCCUCAGAGGCUAUCCAGGAAGGAGAAGGAAGUUCGCAGCCGGCCAUCCCUCAUCGACCUUCCUUUGCCGCCCACCCUGCUUGGAGGUGAAUCCUCGCCCCCACAAUCCCCCAUCCGCCAGGCCCCACCGCUACCCCAGGCAGUCCUUAAGAAGAGACCAAAGAUUUGCUGCCCACGAUAUGGUGAGCGCAAACACACCCAGAGUGACUGGGGCAAACGCUGUGUAGAUAAAUUCGAUAUAAUUGGCAUCAUAGGGGAAGGCACCUACGGCCAGGUGUACAAGGCCAAGGACAAAGACACAGGUGAGCUGGUGGCUUUGAAGAAAGUGCGUUUGGACAAUGAAAAGGAGGGUUUCCCCAUCACAGCCAUUAGAGAGAUCAAGAUCCUGCGGCAGCUCAAACACCGCAGUGUUGUCAACAUGAAGGAGAUCGUCACUGACAAGCAGGAUGCACUUGACUUUAAAAAGGACAAAGGUGCUUUUUACCUGGUGUUUGAGUACAUGGACCACGACCUGAUGGGCCUGCUGGAGUCGGGCCUUGUCCAGUUCUCCCACGAGCACGUCCGCAGCUUCAUGCGGCAGCUGAUGGAGGGUCUGGACUACUGCCAUAAGAACAACUUCCUGCACCGAGACAUCAAAUGCUCCAACAUACUGCUCAACAACAGAGGUCAGAUCAAACUGGCUGACUUUGGUUUGGCCCGACUUUACAAUUCAGAGGAAAGUCGGCCGUACACUAAUAAAGUAAUCACACUAUGGUACCGCCCCCCUGAACUCCUUCUGGGAGAGGAGAGAUACUCUCCAGCCAUUGAUGUAUGGAGCUGUGGGUGUAUUCUGGGAGAGCUCUUUAAGAAGAAGCCCAUCUUCCAGGCGAACCAGGAACUUCUACAGCUGGAGCUCAUCAGCCGUCUGUGCGGGAGUCCCUGUCCUGCAGUGUGGCCUGACGUCAUUAAACUUCCCCUCUUCAACACCAUGAAACCCAAGAAGCAGUACAGACGGCAACUGCGGGAGGAGUUUGCCUUUUUACCAACUCCUGCCUUGGACCUGCUGGACCGAAUGCUAACCCUUGACCCUGCACGGCGCUGCACGGCAGAGGAGGCUCUCAGCAGUGACUUUCUGAGUAACGUUGAGCCCAGCAAGAUGCCGCCACCAGAUCUUCCUCACCAUCAGGACUGCCACGAGCUGUGGAGUAAGAAGCGACGGCGUGCACGUCAGAGUGGGGUGCCUGAGGAUGCUCCUGCACCCAAAGCGCCCCGUAAGGAUGUGACCGGGACCUCCAGCGGGGAGAACAGUCGGCCCCAGAGCAGCCCGGCUGGAGCCCCACCGCCUCCACCUGGAAAACCACCCUCCACGUCCAACUUAGAGAGUGAGUUGUCAGGCCUGGGAGUUGCUGCAGAGCAGUUGAACCAGACAGAGUUGGCGGUACUGCUGAACCUCCUCCAGGGACAGACGGACCUCAGCCUGCCCCAGGUGGCCCAGCUCCUCAACCUCUCUAACCCAGAGACUCUCAGCCAGUCGUUGUCGGCCCUCAGUGAGGCCUCUGACCACCAGGGGGCUCCAGAGGACCAGGCCCAGUCUGCUGCCAGGGCCCAGCCCCCAGAGCCACCUCCCGAGCCCCAGGAACUCUCACCGACAUCCGGAGAGCCACAACUCAGCCAGGAAGACCAGGCCAACCUGCUGGCUCUCAUUUUGGGCCACAUCAUGAAGCCACAAACCGAGGAGCAGGGCGACGAGAGCAAUGGCGUCCAAUCAGAGGAGGCACUAAUGCGCGGUUCGUCCGCCUCUACUACUGAACGCAAGGAUGCUGCAGCAUCAAAAAGGAAACCGCUUGAGGCCAACCAGGUGCCUCCAUCCACUGAGCAGCGACCACCCUCUCCACCCGGGCCACCUCCGUCAGCUCUCCUCCAAGGAAAUGCCCAGCAGACUGGGUCUGAAAACCAACCCAGCCAGGACAUCAGCCCUGCUGUAGCAGCUGCCCUGCUCCAGCUCAUCUCUCAGCAGGACUCGGAAGCUGGGGCUCCUCAGCGCAGCAAGGACCCCUCUCCCGCUGUGGAUGCUCUGGCCCGGGGACAGCCCCCUCCGCCCUGGGUUGCCGAUUCGCCACCUAAACCUUCGGCUGCAGCUGAGGCCCCAGCAGGACUGGGGACUGCUGCACCUACCACUGCAGCACAGUUCCCUAAAGACCAGGACCUCCGCUUUUCCCAUGGAGCUGCCCGCUGACUCUCAACUCCCGGUGACACAGACCUGGGUGUCUUGGGAUGGCUCCAGCAAUCCUGGCCUGAAGGGAGAGGCAGAGGGACACCUACAGAUAAUGACUCACUGGAAGACCAUGAGCAGGUAGCUAAAGUUGAGUCACAGAUUUUGAAAAUGAAUGUCUGAAAGAAAGAGAUUAAAGGCCUCUACAGGUCAUGAACACCAGUUUCCUCUGAACAAGUGUUGUACUGGAGGGAGUGUUCGGACCUGGGAGGUCGGUCUGACCUUUAACAGUCCAUUUAGGGACAGUCACCACCUGCAAUCCCUAGCUUUUUCCUGUCUACUAAAGGUCCUGACUUGAAUGAAGUUAAGCUUCCAAAUUGAGUGCCAUGCAGCUGACACUCAACUUAGAAAACAGCUGUGAUCUCUUUAUUCUUCUGUUCCAAAACAAAUGAUUGUCAUGUCCACUGCAGUGCCCACCUCUAACAGUUAUCAGUGUUUUGGAGAGUGAAGUCACUGUCCUCCACUCUGUGAUGGAAGACUACCAGAAGCUAAAAUAUUGCGAAUGGGUGUAUUUGAGGCUCACUGAUGAGGACCAUGAGUUUACCAUUGAAAGUGACAUGCUGGCUAGUUCCUUGCUUUCAGCCUUGUGCCUCCUUUGUGACCCCAGCGACCCCUGAAUGAUCUCGGCCUAGUGGGGAAAUGUGGGUUAGGUUUCUGCUUUGGAUGGCACCUACAACAGUGUACAUCUGCAGGACUGUAUUCCUUUUUAAUUCCACCCAAAGGCUGUUGCAUAUUAUAUUCUGUCUGUCAUCAACUGAAUUGCGAUGUGUUCUCGGCCCAUGUGAACAUUUCCUUCCUUUACAUACAGCAAACCUGUAGUACUCACCUUCCCGUCUCAAAUAUGGAUUAAACCACUACAUUUCAAUGGACUGCUCCAUAAUACACAUGCUAUUCUGCAAGUUGAAGUAUAAAGCUAUAAAGGUAUAUAUAUAUACACAAACAAAAACUUUUCCGGCUUUUCCUGGUGGGCUGUGAAAGCCUCGUCUUAUAUGUCGUCGCCUCCCUGCCAACUCGUGCAACAAAAGCUUUUUGGUUUUUUGGUGCAGUUAUUUUCUACAUAAAGAAAAUGAUACACACUUAAAAAAAAAUAAUGGUCUAUGGUUCUGUUAACUUUUUUGGUUUUGCUUUGGAAAAGGAAAGGGAGGAGAAAAUGGUUUCAUGUGUCUGUAAAAAGAAAAAAAUAUUUUGUAAUAUGUGUUUUCUUUGUUCAGUUUAUUAAAGGAAGUAAUGCGACCAGUUGAACUGUC